Plasmodium gallinaceum is the source of this 2322-nucleotide messenger RNA. RefSeq names its product regulator of chromosome condensation, putative. The record is from RefSeq and is a predicted model, not a curated record. Lineage: Eukaryota; Apicomplexa; Aconoidasida; Haemosporida; Plasmodiidae. The transcript has a single exon. Bases 1 to 2322 code for a protein of 773 amino acids.
AUGAAAGAAAUGAAAAAUACACUUUUUAUAUUUGGGUCAGGUGAAUGUGGUCAAUUACCACCAGAAUAUUGUACUGAUUACAUUCAGGCAGAUCCAACACCAGUUCAAAACUUACCAAGUGAUAUUGAUGAAGUUAUAUGUGGUUCAAUGCAUACAAUUAUAAAGACAAAAGAUGAUAAACUUUAUUCUUUUGGUUGUAAUGAUAUGGGUGUUUUAGGUCGAAAAACAGAUUCGAAUGAUACUAAGAAUCUUGAACACACUCCAACAUUAAUAAAUAUAAAAUUUCCAUCAAAAAUAAAAAAAAUAACAUGUGGUGAUAAUCAUACAGCAAUUUUAUUAGAAAACGGUAAAGUUUACAUAACAGGUGGAUUUAGAGAUUAUUGUGGAGUAUUAGGUUUACCAUCUUUCGAAAAGGAAAAUGAAAUAAUAUCAAAAUCUUAUGAAUUUAUUGAAAUUAAAUUCAAUUUUACGAAAAACAAAAAUUCGAAUUUUAAAAUAAAUGAAAGCAUUAAUGCUCAUAAUGAAAAUGAUAAUUUAAGUGAAUUAAAAGAGGAUAUUAAACAUAAUGAUGUUAAAAUAAUUAAUAUAAUAUCAGGUGAAGAUCAUUUAAUAUGUCUUGAUGAAAGUUGUGAAUAUAUUUAUACAUUGGGUAAUAGUGAUUCAUGUCAAGUAUGCAAUACUUUUUAUGAUCAACAAUUUUCAGAAUCUGAAAGAAUAAAAUAUGUAUUUCCUAAUUGUUAUCACUAUAAGGACUUUAAUUUUUCUACAAAAUUUAAAAAUAUUUUCUGUGGUGGUAAUAAUACAUUUAUCCAAUUGGAGGAGUCACUAGAUGUGUAUGGUAUUGGUAGAAAUGCUUAUGGUUCAUGUGGUGUAUCUUUAAAAGAUAAUAUAAUAAAAAAGUUUGAAAAAAUAGAAAUUCUGUCAAAUAAAGAAAUUAAACAAUUGUGCGGUGGUCAAAGUUUUACUGUAUGUUUAUUAAAAAAUAAUGAUUUAUAUAUUUGGGGAAAUAGAGAAAUAUUAGGAAUAGAUAGUGAAGAAGAUGCAUAUUGUCCAUUAGAACUAGAUUUCUUUAAAAAAAAUAAUUAUAUAAUUAAAAAUAUAUCAUGUGGUACUGAUCACUGCUUAGUUCUAACAGAAAAUGAGAAAUUAUUUGGUUGGGGAACUGGAGGAAAUGAAUUUGAUAUAAACACAAGUAUAGCAGUUAUUGAAAAAAAUAUUCCAUCUGAAAUUAAUUUUUCACAUUUUAUAAAUAAAAUAAACUUUAAUUCUAAAAUUGAUCUAGAUUUUUUUAUGAAUAAUAUUAAAAUUGUAUCCUUUUCUGGAGGUUCAUCUCAUUGCGCAUUUAUUUCUUCUCAUUUAGAUUCUGAAAAAAUCACUACAAAGAGAACUCAUGAAAUAUUAGACAAUGAAGAAGUUUUCUCUAAAAAACAAAAAAUAGAAAAUUAUUUAGAAGAUGAAAAUAAAGAGAAAAAAACAUUAAUUAAUGAAGAAACGAAAACACAUAAAUUAGAUAUAAAAGAAAAUGAGGAGAAAAUAAUAGAAGAAUCAAAAGUGAAUGAUAAUGAAAAAGAAAUAAAAAAAGUAAAAUUAGAAGUAGAAGAAAAUGAAGAUUCAGAAAAAGAACAAAAGAAGGAGGAAAUAGUAAAAAUGUAUUUAGAAGAAAAAAAAAAGCAAAUACAAAGUUUAGAAGAAAGAAAAAAUAAAAUUGAAAAUGUAGAGGAGGAGGAGGAAGAAGAAGAAAAAAAAAAAAAAAUAGAAAAAGAAAAAAAUUUAAAUAAAGAUGAUGAAGAUAAUUUUUUUAAAGAAAUAUACCAUACCCCAUUAACGCAAAGUAAUAGAAAUUCAUCUCCAGCAAAAGAAGAAUUUCAAAGUGUAGAAAAUGAAAAUAUUGUAAUUAAAGAAAAUAAUUUAUUAAAUGAAAAAAUAGAAGAGCAUUAUGAUAAUAAAAAGGAAAAUGAGAAAAAUAAAAGAAAAAGAAGUUUAAGGAAUAAAUCAUAUUUAAGUAAUGAAAGUCCUACUAGAAAACAACCUAGGAGAUCUUGCAAAGAAAAUACAUCCUUAAAUGAAAAUGUAAACAAAAAGUUGUAUCAAAUAGUAGAUAAACCAAUUACAAAAAAAAGGAGAAAAACUGCACCAACUACAAAAAGUAAAGUUACAAAUUCUAAAAUAAUAGCAGAUGAAAAAAAAAAAUCUAAAUCGAUAAGUGCAAAAAAAGAAAGUAUAAGCAGAUCAAGUACAAAAAAAGAAAACUUCAAAAGAGAAUGUUUGCAACAAACACCUGAACCCAAAGUAGCAAAAAGUAAAUCAAGAAUGAAAAAUUAA